AUGAUUAACAAUGAAUAUAUUUAUCCGGUUGUUAAACAACCGAGUCAUCCGGGCUUUACGAUCGGUCGUAGAUGGCAUUUAAGUUUUAAUCUUGUUGCUAUUGUAUUUUCACUACUCAACAUUCUAUUUGCCAGUGGUCAAUCAAUUGGUCUCGUGUUGUUUCUAGGAAGUUUUCAAGGGCUAACCGGAGUCUAUUUUGUUCUCUUCUUCUGUUCACUAUCAUUUACAAUAGUAUUUAGUUUAAUGGCAUUAUGGUUCGGCUACAAAAAGCAAAUCACACCUUCGAUGACUGCAUCUCGUUGGAUAAAAUUUAUGAUACUAGUCGGCGUUUUUGACGCACUAAAUGGUUUUCUGUUCGUAUUUAGUUCACAUGGUAGCCGUGUGCCACCCGCGUUGUCGUCCAUACUUAUACAAUUGAUAAUUCCAUUUACAUUUAUAUUUUCGAAAAUUAUUUUACCUAAAAAAUAUCACUGGAGACAUAUAAUGAGUGUAAGUCUUGUUCUUGUUGGUGUUAUAUUUAGUCUUAUACCAACAUUUAAACGAAUGCAUGAUGGUACAGCUGGAACAGAACUAAAAGAUGGAUGGUAUUGGCCAUUCAUAUUUGUAGUUGGUUGUUUGCCAGCUGCUUUAAUGAAUAUUGUACAAGAACAAUUGCAAAUGAAAUUUACUCAACAAGCACGAGAAAAUCAAGAAAAAAUGACCCGAUUUUCAGUUGUGUAUUUUCAAGCUGUUGAAUCGACAUUUCAAUUUUCUACAAUUGCAUUAUGUUUUGCAUUGGAUUUAGUUCCAGGUUUUGGUACAUCAAACAAUAUUGACAAAUUUUGGAGUUCAUUUUCCAAUGGAUUCAAAUGUUUUUUUAAUGAUCCGAGUCUCAGUGGUGGUCGUUGUGGUUAUGCUGGAGCUACAGGCGCUUUAUUUAUUAUUUCCUAUUUAGGAACUUAUAUAACAGGCACAUUUCUUACUGAUCAUGUGUCGGCUAAUUGGCUAUCGAUUCUAUCAUCUAUUUCACCUUUACUAUCGACUUCGUUUUGGUUUAUUUUUCCUUCGGUUAAUAAAUGGGCUGGCGUUGGAGCAAUGGAUAGUUGGGAUAUUGGAUUUAGUCUUGGUGCUCUACCGAUUAUUUUAGUUGGCAUGUUUUUCUAUCGAGGCGGAGGAACAGAUAGAAGAACAGAAGAAGAUGGUUGUUUCACAGAGGAACAUCCUGUUGAACUAUUUUGGUAG
Messenger RNA from Rotaria socialis, 1221 nucleotides. The record is from the annotation of a GenBank genome assembly. Lineage: Eukaryota; Metazoa; Rotifera; Eurotatoria; Philodinida; Philodinidae.